Humulus lupulus (European hop) is the source of this 1684-nucleotide messenger RNA. RefSeq names its product probable diphthine methyl ester synthase. Gene Ontology annotation, biological process: protein histidyl modification to diphthamide. The record is from RefSeq and is a predicted model, not a curated record. Bases 503 to 1360 code for a protein of 285 amino acids. NCBI's taxonomy places the organism in Eukaryota, Viridiplantae, Streptophyta, Magnoliopsida, Rosales, Cannabaceae. Gene Ontology annotation, molecular function: diphthine synthase activity. The transcript is spliced from 9 exons.
CAAAUGAAAACCUAUCUCUUUCCUUUCCAAGCCGCUCGCCCCUCUCACUCUUCCCCGUUCCCUCUCCUUCUCUCUCUCUCUCCUGCUCGAAACACCAGCAGCUGUGGGGGCUUCAACUACGACGGCGAGGGGAUAUACGAGGCUUCAACCACGGUGGAGGUCGACGGGGUUGACAGAGGCUCAGCGGGACUGCCGGAGGCUCGACGACGUGGACUCGGAGACUCGUUGGUGCAGUCAAAUUUAAGGAGUGAAGUCCACUCGACUUCCCUCUUACGCCACUUUUCCCCAUGUUUUGGCUCCAAACGGAGUGAACCCCUAGAGACCUAGAAGGAAACGGUUCAAUUUCCACGAAUCUUGGAUCAUGGAAGUCUUGUAAGAAAUUCUCAUAUUCCAUGAGAAGGUUUUAGUGGCAUUUCAUUGCAGUUCAGCUCUUAGCUUCAAAGCAGAGCAAUCGAGCUAGGGUUUUAGCAGAAGAGAGAGAGAGAGAAAGAGAGAGAGAGAGAUGCUGUACAUAGUGGGAUUGGGAUUGGGUGACGAGAGAGACAUAACUCUUAGAGGCUUAGAGGCAGUGAAGCAAUGCGACAAGGUCUACAUCGAAGCUUAUACUUCUCUUCUCUCUUUCGGUAUCUCUUCAGAUGGCCUUUCUACCCUGGAAAAACUUUAUGGAAGGCCAGUGAUUCUUGCCGAUAGAGAAAUGGUUGAGGAAAAAGCCGAUGAAAUACUCUCAGCUUCUCGUGUUUCUGAUGUGGCUUUCCUUGUAGUUGGCGACCCUUUUGGAGCAACAACUCACACUGAUCUUGUUGUUCGGGCAAAGAAAUUGGGUAUUGUUGUCAAAGUAAUACACAAUGCUUCGGUGAUGAAUGCCAUUGGAAUUUGUGGGUUGCAGCUCUACCGUUAUGGAGAGACAGUGUCAAUACCAUUCUUUACUGAAACCUGGAGACCAGACAGCUUCUAUGAGAAAAUUCAAAGCAACCGGAAUCUUGGUCUACAUACUCUCUGCUUAUUAGAUAUUCGUGUGAAGGAACCCUCUCUGGAAUCUUUAUGCAGAGGGAAGAAGCAGUAUGAACCACCUAGGUACAUGACAAUAAAGACUGCCAUUAAGCAGCUCCUGGAAGUUGUGCAAGCAAAAGUAGAAUCUGUCUACAAUGAAGACACGGAGUGUGUUGGUUUUGCUAGAAUUGGAUCUGAAGAUCAGAUCGUUGUGGCUGGUACAAUGAAGCAACUUCAAUUGAUAGAUUUUGGAGCUCCUCUUCACUGUCUUGUCAUAACAGGCAAUACCCAUCCAGUGGAAGAAGAAAUGCUGGAUUUCUACAGAGUGGGAAAAGAGAAUCUGGAGCAAGUAGAUGACAGGACAUCGUAAUGAAAGCACACCUUUAAGUAAGGUUGUGUUCGGAAUUCAUCUAAUAUUAUUUGAGUUUUGCUAAAGUAGAUUAAGGUGUUCAACACUACUUAAAUCGGCAUAGGCAUCGCAUGUGUUUUUGAAUAUUUUCUUGAGCAUUGCUCUUUUGUUAACACUAAGAAAGGGCUAUUGUUUGUUACCUCUUCAAUUUCAUGUUUUUUUCCUAUCAAAUGGUACUGAAGGAGUGUGCAACUACUCAAAUUUUGAUGUUAUGUAAAAAAUUAAACUCUUCAAUAUUUUGUGCUGAAAGGCCUAAUUUUUCAAUAUAUUGAAUAUUUAAGACUA